Molecule: messenger RNA, 2232 nt
Organism: Colossoma macropomum (tambaqui)
Lineage: Eukaryota; Metazoa; Chordata; Actinopteri; Characiformes; Serrasalmidae
Gene: gpx7
Product: glutathione peroxidase 7
Exons: 3
Coding region: 40-630 (196 amino acids)
Biological process (GO): response to oxidative stress
Molecular function (GO): glutathione peroxidase activity
Source: RefSeq, a predicted model, not a curated record
CAGAGAGAGGCAGAGUGAGGCAGAGGCUCAGCGCAGUGUAUGGAAGUAGCUGAGCCGGCUGCAGUCAUGAUCCUCCGGGCGCUGGGUUUCCUGCCGGUGCUGCUCCUGUCCUACCUGGGCGAGGCGAAGCAGAGGGACUUCUACACCUUUAAGGUGGUGAACAGCAGAGGGAGAUUAGUGUCUCUGGAGAAGUACCGGGGCUCGGUGUCCCUGGUGGUGAACGUGGCGAGUGAGUGCGGCUUCACGGAGGAGCACUACACGGAUAUGCAGCAGCUACAGCGCGAUUUCGGCCCGUAUCACUUCAACGUCCUCGCCUUUCCCUGCAAUCAGUUCGGUCAGCAGGAGCCGGGCAGCGACAAGGAGAUCGACAACUUCGUCCGGCGAGUUUACGGCGCCUCCUUUCCGAUCUUCAGCAAGAUCGCUGUGGUGGGGACGGGUGCCAACAACGCCUUCAAAUACCUCGCAGAGGCCUCUGGGAAGGAGCCUGAUUGGAAUUUCUGGAAGUAUCUGAUAGAUGUCGAUGGGAAGGUUGUGGGCUCAUGGGGUCCCAAAGUGUCGGUGAAGGAGAUUCGGCCUCAGAUUGCAGACAUGGUGCGGAAGCUCAUCAUCAAGCGAAAGGAGGAGCUGUAACGGAGCAGGCCUGAACAGAUCCGCUCCACAGAUCGGAGCCAGUGCACGUCAAUGGGUCGCCCCUGGAAACAUGAUAAACUCCGCCCCUCAGCACGUCCCUUCAGACCUUUCACUAACAUACCAACACAUCACCCCAUGAGCAUCACCUUACUGUGUACAGCACUGUGCAAAAGCCUGUUUCACACAUACUGCCUCACUGCCCCUGAGCUCCGUGAGCGAAGCGGAAUGCCUUGCUUUUUCAUUUCGGUCUCAUUACAGAGGUUAGAGCGUUCACUCAGCAUGGUGGGUCCCAGAUGCAGUACAGCGUUUGGGAAAUAGUCGUUGAGCCGAUGUUUUUCCCGAAAUACAGGGCAAUAAGCUGUGAAAGCCACUGAAAACCAAAGAAAAACAUAAAAGAAUGCAAAUUCUGCAAAUACCAUCAUCAAACAAAAAGUCCGAGAGCUGGGUUAACAGAAAAAAACUGUUAGUUAACAAUAAAAGUGUGUUUUCUCAAUGAUGGCAAAAAUCUGUAAAAUUACAGUCGUUUCAUUUUUUUAGAAAACUAUAUUUCGAUGGUUUCACUACUUGUGACUACUGACAUACAGUAUUUUACCGUCACAGUAACAGUAACAACCACUAAAAUAAAGGCAACUGUCUGUAAACUAAAGGUGAUCAUUUGUUUUUGUAAAUUUACAGCCUAUUUCUGUAAAUUAACAGCAACAGUGUUAAAAUACAGUAUAGGUACGGUUUAUUUACAUGCAUUUAAGUUUUUUCGAUAAAUGGGUAUUAACCAUUCAUUUUAGAGUACUCUGUGAAAAUAUUCUUUUUUACAGUGUAGCUUAACAUUUCAAAGUAACUGAUUGGACAACUGAUCCAUUUGAAAUGUCUGUAGAAUUUGCUUUCAUUUUGCAGCACAAACGCUGUGAAACAUCUGAACAAAUGGUCUGUAAAUCUUUUAAUCUGGGCAGUAAACAUUUGUUUGUUAAAACACUUCCAUUAGAAUUCAAACAAAUAAAUAAAUAAACAGUUUUGAUUGUCCUGUAUGCAAGAGUGUAGGUUUAACCAUUUCCAAACCUUUCCUCAAGGAAGUCCAGUAUUUACAGCAAUACCUCCUUUACCUAAUCGAUCCUUCAUUAACUAAAUCAGGUGAGCUGUAUUCUUCCAACCAGAAUAUUAAGCCUUGCACAUUGAUAAUGUUGUACACAACAUCAUUACAAACAUCAUUCAUAAAAGAAACACAUCUUGGGAACGCUGCAUGCUAGAGACUUGGCUAGCAUUGUACUGUCUAAUGAGGGCUCUGGUGUGAUCAUAUCCUUUUCUGAGGUUUUGUAAUCCAGCCUUGAACUGCACUGUUUUUCGGAGACUUCGUAAAAUAAAUUCAUAAAAUUAUGUCUUUUUACGAAUCCAACAUUUUUUACGAAUCCGAUUGUUUUCUGUGAUUAUUUAUCCACUUCUCUGUGUUGAAAAGAGGUUGUUGUUAGCAUGGCUGUUUGCCAUCCACUGAUGCCUUGAGUUGAGUCUGUUGACCAAUCAGAGAUUGUGGGCCUGACUUGCCAACCAAUCAAAGGCUGUGUUCCUGACUUGUCAACCAAUCACCGGCUGUGUUCCUGACUUGUCGACCAA